UAAAUGUUUAAACCGGAAGUUGCCACGACAUUCUUGAUUCUUCCGCGGUUUGUUUAUUUUAAUACUUCAAUCAUCCUUUCAAUUUCAAACAACACACUAUCUACGAGAAAUUUAGUCCCAAACACCAAAUGGUAAUAGACAUUAACCAUGGCAGCUCGAUUGUCUUCAUCCUUUUCCUACAAAAAGUUCGAGAUCCGAAAACGCUUACCCAACCCAAAAUCGUCAGUUCUCUUGGUAAUCGACAUGCAAAAUUACUUCUCUUCAAUAGCAAAACCCAUCCUUCCGGCCAUAACCACCACCAUCAAUCUCUGUAAAUCCGCAAACAUCCCCGUAAUUUUCACGCGCCACUGCCACAAACCGGGAGAUAACGGCGGUGUUUUAGGCGAGUAUUGGAACGGCGACAUAAUCAUCGACGGAACCCUAGAAGCGGAGCUGAUUGCGGAAGUUAUUGCUGAAGCAGAGAAGAAAGGUGAGAAAGUAGAAGUCCUAGAGAAGAAUACGUACAGCGCGUUUCAGAAGACGGGAUUAGAAGAGAAAUUGAAGGAAAUGGGAGUUGAGGAAGUGAUAGUGUGUGGUGUGAUGACGAAUUUGUGCUGUGAGACAAGUGCGAGAGAUGCGUUUGUACGAGGGUUUAGGGUAUUUUUCUCCACAGAUGCGACUGCUACGAGUUGUGAUGAACUUCAUGAUGCUGCACUCAAGAAUUUGGCUUAUGGUUUUGCUUAUCUUGUUGAUUGCAACCGUCUACGGCGAGCUUUCUCUGUGUAAUUAUGGAGACUGUAGUACUUAUUGUUAAUACUAAUACUACUGAUCUAUAGGAUAAAUCAUAAUUUAUGUGUAAUAUGUUAAUAAAUAAACCAAUUAAAGCCACAUAUUGGCGGCGUCUGUUCUGAC
Molecule: messenger RNA, 891 nt
Organism: Amaranthus tricolor (Joseph's coat)
Lineage: Eukaryota; Viridiplantae; Streptophyta; Magnoliopsida; Caryophyllales; Amaranthaceae
Product: nicotinamidase 2-like
Exons: 1
Coding region: 148-765 (205 amino acids)
Source: RefSeq, a predicted model, not a curated record